AAUUUAUUAUGGUAUAAUUUAUAGGAAUAGAUUUAAGUGUGAUUUCAAAUCAAGAAGAAACAUUCUUAGUAGUCAAUAAUUCGGUGUUUGUUUAUAUAUACAUUCCUGUCCAUAAUCAAAGUCAGAGGUAACACAAGAGCUAUAACGAAUGAGCUUUCGUUACUAAGUUUUGCUUAUAUCGCGAAAGCUUUUCACACAUGGUGGUGGAACAGGGAAACUCAAGCGAAGUAAGCAGUGUUCCAGACUAGUGUCGAAUGUAAGGAUGUGCGCCCUGGCUAUCUCAGUUUGUAGAGAAGCAGUGGCAUAGCCGAAAUCUAAAAUUAAAUAGUUGAAAGUGACGAUGAUGGAAUUAACACAAAACCGCUGCGCAGAGUAAAGGUGAACUAGAAGUAUGAGCGCGAUAAGGCCGCAGUAUCAGACCACGGACCCUGUUCAUGCGAUAUACCCAGACCAGACCCCAUUAUAACGGGUAAUCACCACGGACGGCGAUCCGCCGCCUACUCAUCCAAUUCGGGGUCCAAGGUACACGGCGUACAGCAAACAUUACGUAGUUUCCAAGCGAUUCAGAGUUAUUUUGACGCCGGCCGUAGAAAAGUGAUCCAUAAAAUUGAUCGAUAAGCCGAAUGUCAGCCUUAUCGCCCAUGUCCAACAGAGAGAAGCCAACUCGAUUCGACUGGGAGAGGAGAGUACCUGGUGCAGACACAUUACGAGUAAACGAUCAUAUCUCUGUUCUCGAGCAUUAGCAUCGGACAUGGCUUAUCCAUACGUGUAUGUGGGGCUUAUCAGUGGCAGGUCGCCCCGGGCUGAAAACAGCUCGAGUUCAGUUGGAUUUCAGCAGCGGAGCAGACCAGUCGGUUCGCGAUCAGUGCAAAUAAACAGAUCCACGUGCCGAGCAUAGAAACUACCAGUGAAUACAUCACCAGAUCGGCAAUAAAACACGCAGUGACUGAUAAGAGUGCAGGCAAUAAAAUAAAAUCAAAUCAGAUAGACAAAAAUACGGCACUACGGACACAGCCAUUUCUAAACAGCCAAGAUGAUGUCACAUACUGUGAGGGUCUUCAAGAUGAUGUACAUUGUGGCGGGCAUCCUCAUCAGCAAUGCGGAGAUCUGCGACACAGUGGACCGCAUCCAAAUAGCGCCACGCGUCGACCUCAAGCCGGAAUACGAUCAGAAGUACUUGACCUCCGGAGGCAAUAGCCCCGGCUCCCGAUCCCGCACCCACUCUCGACAGAAUUCCGGAAGCGGGUCCGGGUCGGAGGAAGGAUCCCCCACCAAGCGGCGGAGAGUCAGCGUUUCCGGUAUCGCGGGGGGCUUGGUCAGGGGCGUCACUAGCCAGGUCACCAAGAGAGUGGGCCACCGCUUCGUCUGGCUAUCCGACAUCCGGCUCAUCCUCCGGCAAUGGCGACUCCUGGCCCUCAGCUUCAACCUCUGGACCAUUCCCAACUUCUUGGUGCAGUGCCUCACCAGCUACAUGAGCAAGAAGCUGCUCAUCAAUAGCGACUGUGAUAUGAUCUACAAGUAGGAUUAGGAUGUGGGAUAUUGAGUAGUAGGACAGCGCACCGAGAGGUUGCACUUUAUUGUUACUUUAGUUUUUACAUAGCUUUAAGAUCUGAAUAAACAACUGCUAGACAUAGAUAAAGAUACAUGUGCAUAUUU
Messenger RNA from Drosophila mauritiana, 1656 nucleotides. RefSeq lists its product as uncharacterized. NCBI's taxonomy places the organism in Eukaryota, Metazoa, Arthropoda, Insecta, Diptera, Drosophilidae. The record is from RefSeq and is a predicted model, not a curated record. The transcript has 2 exons. The coding region runs from base 1034 to 1522 and encodes 162 amino acids.